This is a messenger RNA of Raphanus sativus (radish), 1516 nucleotides long. Its product is annotated as la-related protein 6A. The record is from RefSeq and is a predicted model, not a curated record. Lineage: Eukaryota; Viridiplantae; Streptophyta; Magnoliopsida; Brassicales; Brassicaceae. Gene Ontology annotation, cellular component: nucleus. The transcript has 11 exons. Bases 114 to 1322 code for a protein of 402 amino acids. Gene Ontology annotation, biological process: RNA processing. Gene Ontology annotation, molecular function: mRNA binding.
AGGAAGGAGAAGGGACGGAGAGGUAAGAGGAAGAGAGACUCAAAAGGACAAAGGGAGGCGGGGACUCAUUCAUCUCCCAUCUCCGGCGAUCUCUUCCUCUUCUCUCCGGGAACAUGGAAACGGUAGAAAUGCCUUCCGUCGUCGCCGCCGCCGCCGUCGUCAAAUCGGAAGCAGCGGAAGACGCGAUUGGCUCAACCGCGGAUAUUUCCCAACCGCAUCCGCCGUCAGGUGAAGUCGAUUCGUUACCAGCUUCUGGAUCUUCCGAUGAAGUUGUUGUUGUCUCGGAUUUGACCCCGUCAGAUGAUGAUUUUGAUCACGGCGAUCAUCUUCCGGUCGAGGCCGACAAGGAUGAGUUGAAGAAGAAGAUCAUUAGACAGGUUGAGUACUACUUUAGUGACGAGAAUCUGCCUACUGACAAGUUUCUUCUCAAUGCUAUGAAGAAGAACAAGAAAGGCUUUGUUCCCAUAUCUACCAUUGCCACAUUCCAUAAAAUGAAGAAGCUUACACGAGACCAUGCUUUGAUUGUAUCCGCGUUAAAGGAGUCGUCAUUUCUUGUCGUUAGUUCGGAUGAGAAGAAGGUGAAGCGUCUGAGUCCUCUUCCUGAGGUCAGGGAUCCAAAGAUCUUCACUGUGCUGGUAGAAAAUUUGCCAGAGGAUCAUUCAGAAGAUAACAUUCGUACGAUAUUUGGUAAAGCUGGAAGCAUCAAAAGUGUAUCCAUAUGUGAUCCAAAUGCUGCUGAAGAAUCAGAGAAGGCUUGUAAGAAGGAAAAAUUUAUCAGAACCAGGUUACAUGCCUUUGUGGAAUAUGAAACAGUGGAGGCUGCUGAGAAAGCGGCAGCUACACUAAAUAAUGAGCAAGACUGGAGAAAUGGGCUUCGAGUUAAGCUUCUUGAACAAAAAGGAAAGUUUGCACAGAGAAGACCGGGUAGGAAGGAAGUUGAUACAGUGAAGGACAAUACAGGCCAAGUGCAUGAUCAAAUUGGAGGUGAGGAGAAUAAAAAGUCAAAUGAACAUGAGCAUCACCGUCACCAUCGUUCUGAUACUCCGGGUGAUAAUGAUAGUGGGGAUAAAAAUGGGAACAAAACCAGAAGUCGGGGACGGGGAAAGAGACAGAAUCAUCAAGGCAACAACGCAGGACAUGGAAGCUCACCAUCAACCUCAUCGUCUCUUCAUCAUAAUUAUAAGCAUCAUCAUCAUCAUCACGUUGAGGUCUCAAAGCCUCCGCCGGGUCCGAGAAUGCCUGAUGGGACGAGAGGGUUCACAAUGGGACGUGGUAAACAGGUUCCUCCUCCCACGUCUGCUCAAACCAGUCACGAAGUUUGAUGGGUUUUCUAUCUCUGUUGUAUCAUUGUGUUGUGUGUGGUUUUUAAAAUGGGAAACAUGUAAGUUAUGAUAACUGAGAUUGUUGUGUGGGGCUUUGAAUUUCCUUUUUUUGCAUAUUCAAGUCCUCUGAAUCUUCACUUGGGUUUUCUAAGCCUUUUUUGGUUGAACGGGAGAAUGAAUCCAUUUGAUGACUU